UUAAUGACAAAAUUAUAACGAUCUGGCAUCCCUUUUGGAAUCUGGCUGUACGACAAAACAGCUUGAACUUGUAAACAAUGAACAAUAACAUAAAAAAAAUAUAUAACUAAAAUGUUGAUUAAUGCAAAGUCCAUCCUCUAUAAGGAAAUGGUGGAGAAGCUGUACGAAAAAUGUCAAAGGAUACAAGCGGAAAAUGAGCGAUGUGUGAUGAGGGUAAACGGCAUUAAGAAGAUUAUCAGGCGGCGCAAUCACGACGUGGAGUUGCUAAAGAAGCGGCUGGAUAAGCAUGGCGACAACUGGAGAUCACUACCCAUGGAGGCACCGCAUCCCAAAGGAAAAACUGAGCAGAAACGUCGUGGACCAAAACCGAAAAAUAAACAACCUAUCGACGGAGAGGCAACGUCUUCCGGCGCAACUAAUCCGGCGGCAAAAAAGCCACGAAAACAAAAGGUUAAGCAGCCCACCAGCCCGAGCUCCAUUGUACACCCAACACAACCACAAAUGACCGGAACGUAGUAUUCUAAGAAACAUAAUAGAAUUUAGGCAUUAAAACUAAUAUUAUUUAAAACCUUAUCCUUGAUUUCUCAUACGAAAUGUAUUCCACUAAGCAAAAAAUCUUUAAAAAUCAUAGCAGAGCCUUUAUUUAAACCUGUAUCUGUAGCGAAAGCCAAAAGAUCCUAAAACAAAAAGCAAACCAUCUGAUCACAAUCAGGACUAAAAAGCAUGAGAUUAUUUUAAA
Drosophila ananassae is the source of this 739-nucleotide messenger RNA. RefSeq names its product TCF3 fusion partner homolog. Gene Ontology annotation, biological process: apoptotic signaling pathway; positive regulation of apoptotic process; apoptotic process. The transcript is spliced from 2 exons. Bases 112 to 516 code for a protein of 134 amino acids. NCBI's taxonomy places the organism in Eukaryota, Metazoa, Arthropoda, Insecta, Diptera, Drosophilidae. Gene Ontology annotation, cellular component: Ino80 complex. The record is from RefSeq and is a predicted model, not a curated record. Gene Ontology annotation, molecular function: DNA binding.